AAUGAAAAUAUAAUUAAAAAAAAUCAAUUAAUAGGGGAGUAAUUCAAAAAUACCUUAUUAAUCCCAAAUGGAAAUUAAAUGUUAUGUUUAAUAAUAAUCCUUCUACGCUAAGAUCUUAAAUUUCAUACUUAGCUCAAUGUUGUAGAAAAGGUGAACCACGUGACCCUGUGAAGGCCAGUUCAAAGAGUGUCGUAACUCUUUUUAAAGGCACUGGUUCCGCUGAAAGGCCUCCAUUUUGCGCAGUUCAUCCCACUUCCUGGUUUCUGGGAAGGAAGGGACCGACAGCAGCGGACAGUAUGGCUCUGCUUGUAGGUCAGUAGUGCGGGUAAAGUCUGCCGUGACAACCAGAAACAUUGAAAAGUGGCCCAGUAGUUUGUUGUAUAUGGCAACACGCAGAGUUGUCCUACUCGGGCAGUGACUGUAGGCAGCCGAAUCGGGUUGACACUGUCAGCUUUGAAGUAAACAACUAUAUGCUAACAGCUAGUCGCUAACAUUAGCCCCGGCUAACCUGUGAAUUUCUUCGGCGGCGUAAAGCCACACUACUGCGACCUGCCAGCAGCCUUCCUCGAGCUGUUUCUUUUUUUGUUUGUUUGUUUGUUAAUUUUUACCAUACUGCUUCAACGAGAGACUGCCACGCCAGCACUUUCCAUUCAUGUUGUUUGGGCAAACGAGAGUACCGAAGCUCCGAGAGUCGGUGUAUGCUGUCAUUAAGAAGACAGUAACUCCAUUGGCCUUUGACCCCCAGAGAGAGUUCCCAGUAGAGGGACAGGAUGCCGAUUCCUCCUCCCCCUCCGCCGGGACCCCCACCUCCCCCAACCUUUAGUCAGGCCAACACCACGCCUCCGAAGCUGAAUCCGUCUGAGGCAAAAGGCCGUGGAGCCCUGCUGUCAGACAUCUGCAAAGGAGCCAGGCUGAAGAAGGUCACUGAAGUCAAUGACCGCAGCGCUCCAGUACUGGACAAACCUGGAGGAGGCGGAGGCGGAGGUGGAGGUGGAGGAGGCGGCGGUUUUGGAGGUGGAGGCCCGGUUGGAAUGGGAGCGCUUUUCAAAGGAGGCGUUCCCAAAUUACGUCCAGCUGGAGAUGGUUCAGUCGGCAGAUCUGCCCUUCGACCCCAGGGGUCACGACCUGCAGCUCCUCGCCCCCCUGGCGGUCGCUCCACCUCGCCCAUCCCGGCCAACAAGCCAUCUUCAUCGGACCACCAGCGGUCCCACCGCCCCUCGCUGCCGGACAUCAGCCGCCCCCCCGGCAACAAUUCUUCCAGCGGUGGGAUGAAGCACAGCACCUCUGCUCCUCCGCCUCCUCCCCCCUUCAGCAAAGGUAGCCGUGGCAACGCUCCUCCCACCCCGAACCAGAAAGGUCCAUCCUACAGUAGAGACAAAGUUCUUCCUCCAACUCCCACCAGAGGCUCCUCCUCCUCCUCAAGCAGCAACGUCAAGUCGAAUCAUUCCUCCAGCAAACCGCCAAGCAGCGGCUCAUCGAUGCCACCGCCUCCUCCGCCCUACAGGCCGAGCGGCACCGCCAACGGGCCGUCACAGGUAGACAGUGGUGGAGCUCCGGAGCUUCCUCAGAGAAAAAACUCGCUACGCAACAAACGGACCUCAGGUGGCGGAGGUGGCGGAGGCGGCGGUGGCCAAGGUCGUAACCACGCCCCGCCACCGCCUCCGGUGCCGCCUUCUUCCUCCCAGCAGGUCAGCAGACCGCCACCGCCAGCCAGAGAACCACCUGGACGCAAAACAGUCCCUCAGUUGCCUCCUUCUGGUUCUCGUAAUGGUGGAAGAGACGCUCCUCCACCGCCCCCGUACCGCGGGCAUAGUACCGGAGUUUCAGAACAACACGGCCGGGCGAAACCCCCGCCGCCCCCCGCGCCCUCGCCCAUCUCAUCUUCCUCAUCCUCCCGGACCCCGGCUGGACCUCCUCCUCCUCCUCCACCUUUCAGGAAUGGCCACUCCACGGGUCCUUCCUCCAAAUCCAUCACGGAUGAUUUUGAGUCAAAGUUCAACUUCCACCCCAUUGAAGAUCUUCCACCUCCUGAGGAGUUCAGGCCCUCCAACCGGGUUUACCCCAGCAAAUCUGACAGGGCAGUGAUGAGAGGAGCUCCUCCAGCGCCACCUGUGGGGAGGUGAACCAGUUUCCACUCAGGACAUGAACUGUGUCAGAGGACAUAAUGAGCCAGCAGGGGGCGGUGGAGAAACACGCGACUCUUAGACACACUACACAUGAAACAACGGUAAGCCAGCCCGACGCACUGCGGCACAAACAACGCAAAGUUUUGACACCGCAUGAGAGAACAAAACCGGACUCUGCUCAGCUCCACCUCCUCCAGCGAUGGGACGCGACACGACAUAUCAGGACCAGAACUCUGAAUUAUUCUUUUAAUAUGACAACUAUUAUGAUUCUUCUCAAUUCUAAACUUGGCUUCUAUUUUUUUUUUUUAUUGGGUGUUAUUAUUAUGUCUUUUUAGGGGGAAAAUCAACUUUAUAAAUGGAAACUAUGUUGUUAAAUGUUUCUGAGAAGCUCUUUGCACCACAGAUGUGGGGUUGUUGUGUUUAGUUUUUUGGUUAAUCGCCGUUCCCGUUGCCAGGUAACGGCGUUCCUUUGCAGCCAAUUUUUUAUUUUAUUUUAUUUUUUUCUGCGUGCCAAAAGCUUUUUGAGUCACAUUAUUUUUCCUCCGUAUGUAAAAUAGAUUUUUACAUCUUGAUGCUGUCAAUUUUUUACUUUUGAAGAGGGAAUGCAUUCCUUUUUUCCACUUUUCCUUCUUUCUGAAUGUUCAUAUUUCUAUCUUCAGGCGAUUUUUGCACUUCACCUUAUCCGCUAAAACCAACACUGUGCAUGAUGCUGAUUUAUGCACUUUAGAGAUAAAAUAUUUCUUAUUCAGUAACGUUUGUGUAACAUUAUAAGCUUGUUCAGUGAUGUUACAGUGACCGGAUCGUCACUGUUUAGUCGAGCAUUAACCCAAACCAGGUUAGAGGAUUUAUUGGGAUUUUCCACCAAAGUAGUUCCAGUUCUUUAAUGGUUCUAUUACGAUCCAGUUUGGUUUUUUUUCGCAGAGAACCGGCUCUAAUUGUACAAUAUCUGAGGCACUUUAUUGACAACGAUCCCAGAGAUUUUAUCUUUUUUUUCUGUCUGAGCUGCCAACAGGAUUUACAUCCUGAUUAAGUAGAUUUAUAAACACCAGGCCCAAGAGUACUGCAAAAAAACUAAAUCUUACCAAGUAUUUUCCUUAUUUCUAGUGCAAAUAUCUUACUACACUUGAAAUGAGACAAAACGUUUCUUGCUGAAAAGUUACUUGUAAGUUCAGUUUUGUCUUAUUUCAAGUGUAUGAAGAUAUUUUCUCUGGAAAUAACUAACACUGACUUUUCAGAAAGACACAUGAGCUUGUUUUCAUAUUGAUUUAAAAAAGUUCAAGUUCCGCUGGCAAAUUUCACAUAUCUGUGAAGUAAUCUGCCAGUGGUACUAGAACUUUAUCAUCAACAUUAAGGAAUUAUUUACUUAAAACAAGCUCAUAUAUUUUGCUGAAAAAUGACUUAAGUUAGUUUUGUCUGAGUGUGUUGGACCUGAGCCAUCUCCAAUGCUAAUUUACCUCCUUAUGGGCAAUGAAGCAUUAUUUUUUAUUAACUUACAGUUUUACUUUUAGAUCUACAUUCAGAACUGAAACCGGUUUGGUGGAAAAUCCCUUUAGCUGCAGAUUUUCCUAGUUGGGUGGAGUUUACCUGAAAUAGUCAUAUAUAGAUAUAUACAGUACGGACCAAAAGUUUGGACACAAAUAUGUCCAAACUUUUGGUCUAUACUGUAUAUCAGAAAUCUUUCAGGAGGUAAACUUAAAAGCUAUUCGUUCUUUUCUUUUUCCACAGAGACAUUAUGAUUUUUAUUUUCUAUGCAAGGAACAGUUUGUAGUUGUAAAUGGUAGCAGCUAAUAAAACGUUGAACACUAAGUGCCAGAAAACUGUUUAAAUCAGUGCUUUGUUUUACUUUUUUAGGAUCUGCUAAACUUCACUUUAAAACACUAAUCGCUCUCAUAGAUUAAUUGAUAAAAUGGAGGCGGAGGAUGAGGUUAGUUGGUGAUUUCUCACAGAAGCAGCGUUUCUUGCUGCUCUUUGCCUUACGCCAGGCCGACUUCACUUCUCUUUGGUACUUUGUGGCUUUUACAGUUUAUUUUGUCUUUUCAGGUGACGGCCAGAAACAAAAUAGGAAACAAGUGUAUUUGAAAAUGCAAUAAAUAUUGUAUAUUUACACUAAAGAAUGAUAAUCCUAAUUACUGAUCUAUUUUUGUGACGUAAUACGUUUUUGUGAUAUAGGAAAGUUUCUCCAGCGGUGAGUGAGCUCCAGUCUGACUACCUGGAGCCUCUGAGUAUUCAGUCGCUGGGGUGAACGAUGUUCUGAUGCAUGUCAGUUUUUCACCAGCCGGUUGUUUUUAUUUUUUGUAUGACUCCUAAAGAUUCAUCAGGUGAUAAAUAGACGAGUGAUCGACGGCGGUGACGUUAUUGAACCUGCACUUUCCUUACUGGAUGUAAACUCACCUCUGACACAUGAGUGAUCUGUCACGAUGGUUUCACGUUGCUCACUCUGAAAAACAGGAACCAAGUGGUGGAUAUUCGUUUUUAAUCUUCUUUUUUUUUUCCAUCUGAAAUAAAUUCAAUAAAAUACAUUCCUGUUAGGGGAUAAAAGGUA
Messenger RNA from Gambusia affinis (western mosquitofish), 4668 nucleotides. RefSeq names its product WAS/WASL interacting protein family, member 2a (gene wipf2a). Bases 771 to 2123 code for a protein of 450 amino acids. NCBI's taxonomy places the organism in Eukaryota, Metazoa, Chordata, Actinopteri, Cyprinodontiformes, Poeciliidae. The record is from RefSeq and is a predicted model, not a curated record. The transcript has 8 exons. Gene Ontology annotation, molecular function: actin binding.